Danio rerio (zebrafish) is the source of this 1884-nucleotide messenger RNA. It is a transcript of the gene lmo3, whose product is annotated as LIM domain only 3. NCBI's taxonomy places the organism in Eukaryota, Metazoa, Chordata, Actinopteri, Cypriniformes, Danionidae. The record is from RefSeq and is marked validated.
UCUUAACAGCGUGUGGCGCUGAGCGAUAGCGGCUCGCUCGCUCUUUCUUUCUCCCUCCCGUGUUUUGUUGAUUGGUGUUUUCGUCGUUUUCACUCUUUUCUGCCGGAGCGAGCUGGAUUGUUACUUGUAACAAAAGCGAAGCACCCUCGCGCGCAUACAGCUGCUCACUUCACGCGCAUCUUUGGCUCGCGCCUCGUCUUGUUGCAUGGUGUUUCUGGGAGCCGAAGCGGGUCAACCAAUGCAGAAAAGGGAGAAAAGUUUCGGUAUACAAAUGCUCUCCGUCCAGCCGGACACCAAGCCAAAGGGCUGUGCCGGCUGCAACCGGAAAAUCAAGGACCGCUACCUGCUGAAGGCCCUGGACAAGUACUGGCACGAAGACUGCCUCAAGUGUGCCUGCUGCGACUGCAGACUCGGCGAGGUGGGAUCCACACUGUACACCAAAGCCAACCUCAUCCUCUGUCGGAGGGACUACCUACGGUUGUUCGGCGUGACGGGAAACUGUGCGGCUUGCAGUAAACUCAUCCCAGCGUUCGAGAUGGUCAUGAGAGCCAAGGAGAACGUCUAUCAUCUGGACUGCUUUGCCUGCCAGCUGUGCAACCAGAGGUUCUGCGUCGGAGACAAGUUUUUCCUAAAGAACAACAUGAUCCUCUGUCAGACAGACUACGAGGAGGGAUUGAUGAAGGAGGGCUACGCGCCGCAGGUCCGCUGACCAUCCCGCGACUUCACAGCUCACAGGAGGACUUGAAGUGGACAUGCAAUCAGACACACAAAGCACUAGUGUCCUCUCCAGCCCCUGUCCCCCCACAUCACACUGUAUAUACGAAGAAAGGGACGGUGUACUGUACAGAUUAGCCAUAGAGACGUUUUUUUUUUUUUGUAAGUCGGAAGAACAUUCGAAGACGGACCAAGACUGUGGUUCUGAUUUAACGACAAUGCCUGACGGCCUUAUGAAGACCAGACUUUUGUGAACACAAACACCAAACCCCCCACAUUGCCAUUAACAGGGUGAAGAUUAUGUAGUAAAAACAAAAAUUGAUCAUAAGAUCUCAGGUUCAAUGGGUUUUCUCAUUGUCCGUUGUGAUUUCUUUCGUCUGCAUUACAUCUGAACCGGGAUUUGGAGUAAUUACGAACAGCCAAUCAGGAGAUCUUUGACGUGUAAUGUAUAGUUAUGAGAACCAAUGAGAUUUCACAGUGGGCGGAGCUACUCUGUGUCCUGAUUAAAAUGCUUCGAACUGAUCUUUGGCCUUCGACAUCUUUAACAGCAAGUUCCUUGGUGACAUUAUGACUUUUUUAUACUUAAAAAGACCCGAUGCGAACAUUUGUGCAAAGGAAACUAUGAGUUAGUUUCUUCACUGUAUUUAUUUAAUAGGCUUUUCGUCAUUGCGUGUACUUCAAGGCUCGUCCCUGACAUGUUUAUACCUGAAGAGUUUUCAAGCAUCUCCUCCAGACGUGACGAACACCACCUCGUAUUUGUUUUUUGUUGCUUUUGAGCGGCCCAUUUUGAUCAGAACCCUGUUUAAACACAAUCAGGUCGCAUUACUGGAGAAUACCUGGUCGGAGGAUUUGCCUUUUACCGGGUUUUGUUUACUAUCGACUCUCAAGCGCAAAUCACUACUGUAGCCUACAAUGUUGAUAAUCCUUUUAUGGGCUAUGAUUACCUUUGGGAACCGAGGGGAUAUAGCCUAGAGAAAAAUAUGAAGACAGACUUAAUUUGUAUAUGGUGGUUGUAUAUAUUUAAAACAAAAAAAAUAUUCCUUUUUGCUUGCUAUUGUAUAUGGAUUUUCUUUUUAUGUGUUAUUCAGCAUGAGAUGUUUAUUUUUAGGACGUGUACAUACUGUACUGUAAUCAUUUUAAGCACAAAUGUAAUACAGUUUUAUUGUGUUA